Molecule: messenger RNA, 825 nt
Organism: Exserohilum turcica Et28A
Lineage: Eukaryota; Fungi; Ascomycota; Dothideomycetes; Pleosporales; Pleosporaceae
Exons: 1
Coding region: 1-825 (274 amino acids)
Source: RefSeq, a predicted model, not a curated record
AUGGCUACAGUCAGGACUUUAAUGAAAAUGAAUCCUACUUUCGCUGAACUUGCUGUUAAGCACGGCACGGACAAAAAUAGGGAAGAAAAAGCGCUGGUGACUCGGCAAGGCACUACCAUGGAAGUAGGCGGCCACCUCUACGCACCACACUACGAUUUCCACUUUCAACCUCUGCGCGACCGCGACAUUACCCUCUUUGAGAUUGGCGUGGGUGGCUUCGACGAUCGACAAGCUGGCGGAGAGUCGUUGCGCAUGUGGAAGGAGUACUUUCUCAAGGCCCAGAUUAUCAGUCUGGAUUACUAUGACAAGACUGCGUUGCAGGAAGACCGCAUCCGAAUCUACCAAGGCAGCCAAGAUGACCCAAAUAUCCUGCACAAAAUACACAAGGAACAUGGAGACUUCGACAUCAUUAUCGACGAUGGAAGCCACCUUUGUCAACAUGUCAUUGCUUCUUUCAAAAUCUUGUUUCCGCUACUUAAGAUUGGGGGCAUGUAUGUCGUGGAAGAUUUGGAGACAUCGUACUGGAAAGUGACGGGGGGCUCCAGUACAGAUCUGAACACGACGAAGUCUUCCAUGGGGUUUUUCAAGAGUCUGCUCGACGGGCUAAACCAUGUCGAGUUUGAGCUUCCAGGAUACAUGCCAACCUAUUUCGACAAACACAUUGUGUCCAUGACAUUUUAUCACAACAUGGUAGUUAUUUACAAGGGCGAAAACAACGAGCAGAGUAACGUCAUGGUUGACAAUCAGAUGCCACCGGCUCUGGCAGAGCUGUGGCCGAAGUUUGACUGGGUCAAGGAGGCUGAAGUGACACCGAGCGAAAAGUAG